AUGCGAUUGUUCGUUAUUCUCUUCAUUUUGUUUUCCGCGUCGCUUAUUGCUGUUGGCGAACCCGGCCGGGCCAGCGACUUCUUCUCGUCGUUCUUCGGAUUUGGCAAGAAGCGGCCGACGACGCCAUCGCCGAGAAUUAUCGCCAAUUCUGGAAGAUGUAGCUCAAAUACUAAUCAAUGUUCUGCGUAUGAAUGCUGCAAUGCCGAUCAAUCGUGUCUUCGUAAUCGCUGCUUCCCAAGAAUACCGAACUGUCCGGUGACCCGCGACCAAUGUGGAAACCAAUGCUGUCAGCGAUCGGAGAUUUGCAAAAAUGGAAAGUGUUCGAGAUAA
Molecule: messenger RNA, 330 nt
Organism: Caenorhabditis bovis
Lineage: Eukaryota; Metazoa; Nematoda; Chromadorea; Rhabditida; Rhabditidae
Source: the annotation of a GenBank genome assembly